AUGAUCGCUUUGCCAACAUCUAUUCAUAUGAGUAUCAAUCAGCUUCCUUCUUAUUCCUGGCCUUAUCCCGUAGAGGCGGGAGACGUCAUCGUCAAGGUCAAUGAGACGGACGUUGACAGGUUCAGCACCAAAGAGGUGCUCAAGUGCCUGCGGCUGUCGGCGGACCCGGUGCGGCUGCGCCUGAAGCGCGACCCCGUGAUCAAGGCGCGCGUGCGCAGCUUCCUGGCGGGCCGCGAGGAGCCCGCGCGGCCGCGGCCGCCCCCCGCCGCCCCCGGCGCCGCCUCCCCGGCGCCCGCCGUCCCGGCCGCCGGCGACGCCGCCUCCCCCACCGGCGCCGCGCAGCAGCGCCCGCCGCAGCCGCGCUGCGAGGCCUUCAUGAUGACGGGCGACGUCAUCCUCAACCUGUCGCGCACGCAGCACAGCUGCGCUGCCGCCGCCGUGCUACCCCGCAACUCGCACAAAAAGGUGGACAGCUUACGGCAGCACUCAUACCCAGCAACGUCUGCAGCGGACGCAGCGUUUCACCAGUACCACCACCACAACUCCGUGCCGACGAGCCCCAGCGAAGCGGAGCUGGGCGGCCGGCACGCGCUCAGCAACUCUGCGGGGGCGUCGCCUGUGGGGCGGCGCGACGAGGCGGCGCCCCCUGCAGCAGCAGCAACUGCCUACAGCGCCGUGCGCACCUCGCGCUCAGAAGAUCACCUGCAGCUCGCUAAGGACCCAUCCCUCAGUGCCGUCGACAUAGACAUCGAUGAGGAUGUGACAUCCUCGCUGAACACAUUGUUGGAUCCACAUGCAGACAGCGGUGGAACACCCACUUCAGGUGGUGCAGGUAUGGCUUCUGGAGCAAGAGCUUUGUCCCCAUCUGGUACAGCUGCUGCUGCUGCCGAGCGCAUAGUAUGGACAUACAAUGCUCGGAGUGACAGCAGCUCUGGCGAGGUCAGCCCCAACUCCCCGACCUCUGUCAGCUCGUCCGUCAUGUCGAGCAAUUCCAGCAACACAGCACCUACACCUGCAUCUUCAUUACCACUUGGUGGUGGGGGGCACGGUCCACCCCUCAACGGUGACCUCUCGCAGUCUGAAGCAGUUUCCAACAUCUCUAGCCCCGACUUCCAGGAGGAGGAGACGUUAGACAUACUGAGCGCGCGGGACCUAAUGGAGGUCAGCGAUCCGAGCGACAGCGAUUCGACGUUGCUUGCCAGUGAGCGCAACAGCCACGCGAUGACAGCUGCGGAAACAGCUGAACAUCGCAUUGUCAUCCAAGUGCAAGGUCCACCUCGCACAAAUGCCGUAAUGGAUGGCACGCCAGCCACUACUCCAGAGUUCUCAGGCUAUCAGAUUUGCAAUAUGCAGGGCAAUGAGCUCAGAGAAUCGGAAGAUGAACUUACAACUCUGAGUGAAGAUGCCACAGCAUUAACAGCUGUUACAAACAAGGCUGUAUCACCACCACUGUCAUCGGAAGAUGAAAGUGAUAUUGAAAGCCUCCAUAGCUUUCACUACAGCCCAAAGGCAGUCGAUAUACCGUCUGCAAUUCGUCUCGCUAAGAGGUUAUACAUGUUGGAUGGAUUCAAAAAAUCGGAUGUAUCUAGACACCUCAGCAAAAACAAUGACUUCAGUCGUGUUGUUGCUGAGGAGUACCUGAAAUAUUUCAAUUUUGAGGGUGACACACUAGAUAUAGCCCUUCGCAAGUUCCUAAAGCAGUUCAGUUUGACAGGAGAGACGCAGGAGCGGGAAAGAGUCCUUGUUCAUUUUUCAAAACGCUACCUUGACUGCAACCCAGGCACAUUUAAUUCGCAAGAUGCUGUUCACACUCUGACAUGUGCCAUAAUGCUCCUCAACACGGAUCUUCACGGUCAAAAUAUUGGUCGCAAGAUGACAUGCACAGAAUUCAUUGAAAAUCUCUCAGAACUGAAUGAUGGUGACAACUUCCCAAGAGAGGUGCUCAAACAGCUAUACCAGGCAAUUAAAUCUUAUCCACUUGAAUGGGCAUUAGAUGAUGAUGCCGGCAGUGAUGAAUGCAGCCUCCCAGCAAAGCAAGCUGAUGGGCAGCAUAGCCUUUCAGCUAGCAAUCCUUUCCUUGAUGUGCCUAAUGCUGCUACAGCAGUUGAGUACAAGAAAGGCUAUGUUAUGAGAAAGAGCUGUAUUGAUCCAAAUGGGAAGAAGACGCCUUUUGGGAAGCGUGGGUGGAAAAUGUUCUAUUGCACACUACGUGAUAUGGUACUGUAUCUCCAUAAAGAUGAGCAUGGAUUUCGUAAAAGUGCUCUGAGUGAUAACUUGCACAAUGCAAUCCGUAUACAUCAUUCCUUGGCUACGAAAGCCACUGACUACACCAAGAAACAGCACGUCUUUCGAUUACAGACUGCUGACCAGGCAGAGUAUCUGUUUCAGACAAGUGAUUCGAAGGAACUGCAGUCGUGGAUAGACACCAUCAAUUUUGUGGCUGCCAGUUUCUCAGCCCAACCUUUGGCCAGUGCCGUGGGAUCUCAGCGGAAGUUCCAGAGGCCUCUCCUUCCCUGCAGUCAUACAAAACUAAGUCUGCGAGAACAACUACGUGACCACGAAGAGCGUGUGCAACGUCUGGAGUCACAGCUGGAAGAGCACCGGCGAAAUCCCCCAGACCGCUCAGCUCGGGGCCUUGUGCUGCACAAUUACCGGGAGAAGGAUGCGUACCUGCAUCACGAGUUGAAACGGUACAAGACCUACGCAUACCUUUUACGAUCUCGUAUGGCACAGUUCCCCGAACUGGAAGCGACGCUGGCAGAGGCGACGGCAACUGCUGCUGGCUUCGGUGAUGUGGAUGCAGAAGAGUGUGUUCCUGUCGUGUCGCCUGCUAGGUCUCCUGCCACCAACAGCAGUUGCUGGUGCUCGCUACUGUGACUGCAGCUAUGACAGAAAUAUGCAGAAGCAUUUUGUACAAAAUCACCUCCUCUCUCUUAUGUAAUGAGCUACAUGUGACUUCUUUGUUUUUGUCACUGAAACUGUACAUAGACCAAUAUGAACAUUUGUAAAUUAUUGAUGUUAGUGUCAGAUAAGCUACUCUGUUUACAUUGUUAUAAAAUGUUGCAUUUACAAUCAGUGGACCACGU
Molecule: messenger RNA, 3086 nt
Organism: Schistocerca nitens (vagrant locust)
Lineage: Eukaryota; Metazoa; Arthropoda; Insecta; Orthoptera; Acrididae
Product: PH and SEC7 domain-containing protein-like
Exons: 16
Coding region: 1-2877 (958 amino acids)
Biological process (GO): regulation of ARF protein signal transduction
Molecular function (GO): protein binding; phospholipid binding; guanyl-nucleotide exchange factor activity
Source: RefSeq, a predicted model, not a curated record